Nylanderia fulva is the source of this 1786-nucleotide messenger RNA. It is a transcript of the gene AkhR, whose product is annotated as Adipokinetic hormone receptor. NCBI's taxonomy places the organism in Eukaryota, Metazoa, Arthropoda, Insecta, Hymenoptera, Formicidae. The record is from RefSeq and is a predicted model, not a curated record. Gene Ontology annotation, biological process: cellular response to hormone stimulus; G protein-coupled receptor signaling pathway. Gene Ontology annotation, cellular component: plasma membrane. Gene Ontology annotation, molecular function: peptide binding; vasopressin receptor activity.
UAAGACGCGAGGCAAUUCGAACGAAUGCAUCGUGCAGUAUCGAGGUUGCACGCGUGACUCGCGCGAGUUGCGCGAGACCUCAAAGGUUGCUUAAGUGAUUUGCGAAAAUCGCGCUGAUCGCUCGCUCCUGUGGGAAUUCGCUGUCCACGCGGAUUAUUCGCGUUUCGCCAACACCCCGGCGGAUUUUCCAUCUCUUGACAGCGACAUCGAACCGUGAUCAGCAUUCUCGAUCGGCGCGCUUUGCGAUAUUUUCAACAAUAUUUUCCCCAAAAAAUUGCAUCGAGGCAACGAGCGUUGUUACAUCAUCGCUACCGGAAGUUCGUAUGAAUAUUCAUCCGGCACGCGAGUUUCACGUCGCACGCUCGUAGCAGGCGCGGAUUCGCGUGGAUGUUCUCCUUUUUUCGGGGGAGAGAGAGACAAGUUUUGUCUGCGUGACAAAAUAAAAGGUGGAAAAAAAAGUGAGAAGAAAAAGUGCGAAGAGUAUUCUCGAGAAGAGAGACAUGUCGUACGAUUUGAAUACAACGUCAUCUUCGCCACCGUUUUUGGAGGAGACGUUGGACGACUCGAGGAACGAAUAUCUCGCCAGAUGGGAAAUCGCGGUUUUAACCAUCAUAUUUCUUGUCACGCUACUCGGCAAUGCCCUGAUCCUGUUUGCCCUUUACGUCAGGCAACGUUAUCAGCGACGAAAGUUCACCAGAAUGUAUUUCUUCAUUCUACAUUUGAGUAUCGCCGAUUUGUUGACAGGUUUGCUCAAUGUUUUACCGCAACUUGCUUGGGACAUAACAUUCAGAUUUCAGGGCGGAGCGGUGCUCUGCAAAUUGGUCAAAUUCGGACAGCCAUUCGGUGUGUAUCUCAGUUCCUAUGUCCUGACGGUCACCGCGAUGGACAGGUAUUACGCCAUUUGCCAUCCCUUUCGUUACUGCAGCAUCACGUCUAGAAGAUCGAAAAUGAUGGUAUACGGAGCAUGGACGUUCGCAGCUAUACUGUGCAUACCGCAGGUUUUUAUAUUCUCAUAUCAGGAAAUAUCGCCAGGCGUUUGGGAUUGUUGGGCCACCUUUUACCUGAAAUAUGGAGAGAGAGCUUAUAUUACUUGGUACAGUAUUAUGCAAUUCCUAUUACCAUUCACAGUACUUAUAUAUACGUACACAAAGAUAUGUAUAGCAAUAUGGAUGAGCAGUAAGAUGUCAGGAGUAGUUGAUCUCAAAAAGAAGAAUCAGACCAAUUUCUCGCAACGAAAUCGGAAUCCUUUAAUCUCGAAAGCGAUGAUGAAUACUGUGAGACAGACGAUCAUUGUCAUUACUUUGUAUAUUACCACUAGUAUCCCAUUUAUCGGAAGUAUGCUCUGGGGAUUGUGGGAUCCUAGAGCUUCCACUUUGCCAUUUUUUACUGGAGCUGCUUUCACUAUUCUAGCUCUGCUAAAUAGUCUCACGAGUUGCGUCAAUCCUUGGAUUUACUUUGCAUUCAACAAGGACUUAUGUGGGGCCAUAACAAAUUAUUUUUACAGAAUAAAGAAAGAUUCGUUAAAUUAUGAUGCACGUCAAAAUGCGUCGAAUGUACUCUCUAUGACGUCGUCGUUUAUUUCUAGAAUUUCACGACUUGCGAGUUCAAAGAUAUUCGGCUGAGGAGGAAACGAAACAAAGUUUGCAUUUUGAGGACUGCUUUGAAUAUAAAGAAUAUAUUGUGAAUAUAUAGUUUUUUAUUGUGUAAAUGCAUUUCGCAAUACAACAAUGUCGCACGACACACACACACACACACACACACACACAUAUGCAACUUUUUAAAUAAU